Messenger RNA from Sorghum bicolor (sorghum), 2276 nucleotides. RefSeq names its product cyclin-T1-3. The transcript is spliced from 7 exons. Gene Ontology annotation, cellular component: nucleus; cyclin/CDK positive transcription elongation factor complex. The coding region runs from base 425 to 1897 and encodes 490 amino acids. The record is from RefSeq and is a predicted model, not a curated record. Gene Ontology annotation, molecular function: cyclin-dependent protein serine/threonine kinase activator activity. Gene Ontology annotation, biological process: positive regulation of DNA-templated transcription, elongation; regulation of transcription by RNA polymerase II. Lineage: Eukaryota; Viridiplantae; Streptophyta; Magnoliopsida; Poales; Poaceae.
AUGUCUCCGCCUCAGUCGCUGCACUGCUCCUCUAUGGCAGCGAGUCGUCUGCGUCCACUCACCUCAGCUAGGGUUUCGGACUCGGCCUUUCCUCAAUCAGCCUCCCAAGUCGUUUCCCGGACGGGCAUACCCCGAGCCCCGACGCUCCAGGCGGCUAGCUCCACCUCCACCUCCACCUCCCAGCGCCCCUCGCCGUCAGCCGCCCCGCCCUCGCCCCCGUCGCCCCCACCGCUGCUUCAUCACCUAGUCCUGCUGCCGCUACCCGUCGCUCACAGCGUUGCUCCCUACAACCGUCUGCAGUCCCAGCGGCGCGCCUCUCCUCCUUCCGCUGCUCCAGAUCCGAGGCAGGUCACCGCUGGGGACGCAGCACGAGCGCCAGAGCUCUCACUGGAGCUAAUAGGAUUUUGAGAAGAGGAAUAUAAUCAUGGAUAUCAUGCAGACUAGUGACUCUUCACAUCAUGGAAUUGUAGAAAAUAGCCCGUACAGAAUUCCAUAUGACAGACAUGCAGAAGGUGGUCAACUUGGUGCUUCAUGGUAUUUUAGUAGAAAAGAAAUAGAGGAGAAUUCCCUAUCGAGGAGAGAUGGCAUUGAUCUGAAGAAAGAGUCUUAUCUUCGCAAGUCAUAUUGCACAUUUCUGCAGGAUUUGGGGAUGAGGCUUAAAGUGCCUCAAGUGACAAUUGCUACUGCUAUAGUGUUCUGUCAUCGGUUUUUUCUUCGUCAAUCUCAUGCGAAAAAUGAUAGACGGACAAUUGCAACAGUAUGUAUGUUCUUGGCGGGAAAAGUUGAAGAAACACCCAGGCCUCUGAAGGAUGUCAUACUCCUUUCAUAUGAGAUCAUCCACAAAAAGGAUCCUGCUGCAGUUCAACGAAUAAAACAGAAGGAAGUAUAUGAACAACAGAAGGAACUUAUUUUACUUGGGGAACGUGUUGUGCUUGUAACACUUGGUUUUGAUUUGAAUGUGAACCAUCCUUACAAGCCCUUGGUUGAAGCAAUAAAAAAAUUCAAGGUUGCUCAAAAUGCACUUGCUCAAGUUGCCUGGAAUUUUGUCAAUGAUGGGCUCCGCACUUCACUUUGCCUUCAAUUUAAACCGCACCAUAUUGCGGCUGGCGCAAUCUUCCUGGCUGCGAAGUUUCUCAAAGUCAAGCUUCCAUCAGAUGGCGACAAGGUCUGGUGGCAAGAGUUUGAUGUAACUCCGCGGCAGUUGGAAGAGGUUAGCAACCAGAUGUUGGAACUCUAUGAGCAAAACCGUGUUCAACCAACACCACCACAAGGUAAUGAUACUGAAGGCAGUUCUGCAAGUGUUGCGAAUCAACGUGCUUCUGGUAAAGUUCCAGGAGUAGCUGAUGAACCUCCUGCCCAUGAACAUAAUCAAGCACCCAGACAAUCGAGCCAACAGAACAUGUCAGGCCACCAUGGCUAUGACCACCCUCAUCCGGAGAAGCAAAACUAUAGGAUGCCACCAAAUGAAGCAAGGGAUGGCACUGCUAAUAGCAACGAAGGUCCCAAUGUAUCAUCCUCGAUGAUGGAUGCAAUGAAGAAGAUAAACAAGGAUAAGGUGAAAGCGGCCCUGGAGAAGCGGAGGAAAUCGAAAGGUGACCUUUCAAGAAAGGCUGAUGUGAUGGAUGAUGAUGACCUCAUUGAGAGGGAGCUGGAACAUGGCGUGGAGUUGGCUGUCGAGGAUGAGAAGAUCAAGCAGGAGAGAAGGCAGGGCUGGCCUCAUCCUGCACACCGUGUAGACCACCAGAGCACCAACCGUGAGAAUACUGAAGAGGGUGAGCUGUCCAUGGACAGUCAGGAAUACCAUUCUCCGGAGCAUGACAAUCGGAAGAGAAAGGAUGCACAUGAGCACCGGAACUAUGAUCGUGACGAAAGGGACCUUAAAAGGUUAAGGUCUUGAGAGUUUCAUGUUGUUUGGACUAUAACAUGAUGUGGAACCUAUCUUUCUGUCACUGGUGUACUUGAUGCUUAUUUGCUGUGCUGGGGGAUUUGAACUGUGACAUAUAUAAGUUAAGAUGGUUUCCCCACGGAUCAUGUAUGUGUUAAGCCAUGUUGGCAAUUGAGAUGACGCUGUGACUUGAGUAUUCAACAGGUUUAUGCUGGAAACAAUACUAUUAAGGAAGCUACAUCCUACGGCUAUCUGAAGUGUGUAUGUAUUUGAUUCAAGGUUACCUGAAACCUAAUGGUAGCACGCGAUUUUAUUAUUCGUCUAUCUUGGACUUGGAACACUGGUACUGGGGAUGAGAUAGAUCGUGCAUAGAUUAUUGUUGAUUUUGAUA